AUGAGUGACCUAGCUAUCUCCACAUCGUCGGACAAUCCCAUGGGACGACCACUUGUCGUCACCGGAUGCACCUUUUCGUCACCGGAAGAGAUUUUUGCGCAAUUGCGGACUUGGGCCGCGGAACUCCCAAAGGAGACAUACGUACAGCAUUUCCAUGAAGCCCUUGGCGAAGGGAAUCGUGCGGUGAAAAACUAUGACCUUAUAAGGAACACUUUCCUUAUACACCUAUGGUCCGUGGGCAAAGACACCCUCGGGGCCGAUUUCGCGAAGAUAAGGAAGAAGAACCGACACAUAUGGUCUAAGGCUGAACAGGCUGUCCACACAACAGCAAAGAAUCAAAGAGCCUGUAAUGCAGCCACGAAGAAGGUCAUCAAUAGAUGGGGAGAGGCGAAAGCAGCGGAGUUUCUGGGCAUCAACACAGCCCAAGGCUGGCGCGGCGCAGCCGGCCGCUUGGCCACGGUCUGUACAGAUUACGACAAGGCCAUGGACUAUCUAGUUCAUGCCUUAGUCCAACGGCUACAGCACGUGGGCCGUGGAAAGUCCCGAUAUCUUGAUCCCGGCAUUGUAGACAUCCAGACGGCCAUCAACCUCUACAAGGAGGACCCCAGCCGCCCCCCUGUGGCCAGCGAGGUUCUUGCUGAGCUUGGCAUCCGGAGGAAUGCAAUGGGGCUGCUCAGCACUGGGGCUGAGACCAUUGAAGCUCCCAUUGCCGGCCCUAGCUUUGAGUGGGCGUCUACCGAGCCCCAGCUGUCACUACCUCAGGCGAUCAUAGAGGAUCUCUCAGACUUGUCAUCGGACGCAGAACAGGAAGAUGCGGAACUCGAAGACGCGCAACUCGCCCGAACCCCUUUUGCUGACGCGGCGCCCAGAACUGUUCCCAAUGUGGAUGUAGAAGGAUCUCCGCGCGGAAGAGCAACCCGAGCCUUGGACCUGAGCGAUGCAUCCCCACCACAACGCCAUGCGGCUGGAUCACCAGCACGGGAUCACUCUGUCCUCUCUACCGCUACCCGGGAAUCAUCUAUGACCCGGCAGUCUGCUGCAGACGAGCUGCGCAAGCGACUGGCCGAGUCUUCCCAGGUAAUGCCACAGCCAGAACAGUCCCGAAUCGGAGCAGAUGGGGAUGGAGAUACCGAAGAACCAACAGCCGUUCAUACAGACGCCUUGGAUGUGGCCGCCGGCUCAGCGGCUCCAGCCCCAUCCACGGGGACUGGGUCCUCUUCAGGUGCCCCAAUGACCCUGCAAACCCAGCCUACCAGCACACAGCGCCAAAAGCGGAAGAGGGAAAAGGCACCAGUGUUCACCCCAAGCAGAGAGAACAUCUCCCAACGAAAAGGAGAGACGGCUACGCAUGUGGCUGUACCAGUUGCUCAAGCACAACCCACAGCGGCACCAAGCGCUCUGGAAAAGUCAGCUGGACCUAUUCCUGCUAUUACUGACCCCGUCAAAAGAAAAGACAGCCUGGUUGAGGGGGCGUCCGACUGGGAGGAUGAGGAUUUAGGGUCGCGUGUGGGCCUUCCUCUCCCGUCUGCUCAUCAUCCUGAAACCCGGAUUCAGGAUGAGGCCGCCCGUAAACUAGGAAUUAUAAAAGACUUAUGGAAUCGUCUCAAUGCCUUCAACAACAUCGAUCCCGAACAUGCAUUAACAGAGAAAACCCUUCAAGGGAUUCAUAUCUACGAUUGGUGGGAUCAUACAUUCGUCAACAAGACGCCAAUGACUACCUGCGCACUGCUUGAGCUGAAACGCUUUGAGCACCACUAUGGAAAGCAGCUGGAUAGCUACCAGUUCGCACUCUUCCAGCAGCUGGCGGAGAGUGACCCCGUUUUAUGGCUUUUACAGGCCCUUUUCUGGUCUGACACCGAACUUCUUGCCUUCCCGCAGGGGGUGGAAAGUGUCACAUCCCAUGAUGGCAUCCUCCUACCAUCUGCCAACGCGCAACUUUGCUUCCAUUCGAGAGUUACGCGCUGA
Aspergillus viridinutans is the source of this 1965-nucleotide messenger RNA. RefSeq lists its product as uncharacterized. NCBI's taxonomy places the organism in Eukaryota, Fungi, Ascomycota, Eurotiomycetes, Eurotiales, Aspergillaceae. The transcript has 2 exons. The record is from RefSeq and is a predicted model, not a curated record. The coding region runs from base 1 to 1965 and encodes 654 amino acids.